Lotus japonicus is the source of this 2233-nucleotide messenger RNA. Its product is annotated as mediator of RNA polymerase II transcription subunit 15a-like. Lineage: Eukaryota; Viridiplantae; Streptophyta; Magnoliopsida; Fabales; Fabaceae. Bases 196 to 1983 code for a protein of 595 amino acids. The transcript has 13 exons. Gene Ontology annotation, biological process: regulation of DNA-templated transcription. The record is from RefSeq and is a predicted model, not a curated record. Gene Ontology annotation, molecular function: chromatin DNA binding; transcription coactivator activity.
UCCCCUCCCCGUUUUGAACGUGACACACUCACUCACUCACAAUACCUAUAUAUUCGCUAAGGUUCACUUUUCUCAACUCUCUCUUCACUUCAUGUGCCCACUCUCGUUGUCACACCCAACACUCACAAUCUUGCGUUCUUGAUUUUACUCUCGUAACAAAGGGUUAGGGAAAUAUUGAGUACUUUUGCAUACUGGAUGGAUGCAAACAAGGUAAAACCUAAUGCACAAGGGAGCAACAUUGAGACCAGAAGGUGGAAAUUACCAGAGUUUCGUAAAAGAGUUGUGAAGAAAGUAGUGGAUACAAUAGUAAAGCAAGAUCCGUAUUGGGAACAUAGUUUAUCUGGGCUUAUUACACAUGCAGAAAAAUUUGAGGAGAAAGUGAAUGCUGCUGCCAGAAAUGAGGCUGAGUACAUUGCUACCAUAACAGCAAAGUUAAAGGCAAUAAGUUCACGACUUCAAAAUGAUGAACCCAAACACCUGCUCUCAAACUCUUCUGGCUCUGAGGCAGGAAAAGCUGCAAAUAAUGAAGAAUUGCAGGAGCAGGUUUAUCAAAAGAUUCAAAGGAUGAAAGACACACAUUUUGCGAGACUCAAUGCCAUUUACCAACAGAUUUGUAGCAAACUUCGGCAGCAUGAGUCCUCUCCUCACGAACCAAAGACAUUCAAUGUGGAAAAGUUCAGAGGACAUAAGAGACUAUACGAAGACAUUUUUGCAAUGUUUAGAUUGAGAAAAAGCCAGAUUACCCCCGAAAUCAGUGAGAGAGUAGAUAGAGUGGAAACUUUAAUAAAUUCUAUUAUACAACAUCAGAAUCUUUCUUCACAUCAAGGAAAACAUUCAGCUGAUGUCCAAUCCAAGCAACAGGUUCUCCCACAAGUAUUGGGAACGCAGAAUGAUCAUUUAGCAAAGCAAACUUCUCAGCGUAACAAUAUGUGUUUGCAAGAGCAGCAAGUGGCAAAACAAUAUGGCAAUUCAGAACAGGGUGUAAAUCAACUGUCUAUCAAAGAAGGCCCUGGAAAAGCUGUGCAACGACAAACACUCUGUGCACAAGCAACUGAAGCAUCUGGUGUCAGCACCAAUGAUAUGGGGUUUUCAUCUUCUGCCUUGAUUAAAGGAAGCGGUAAUCUAAAUGAAGUUUCUCAUAAACCUGCACUCAUUUCUGAAAAGCCAAGUGCUGCAAUGCAACGUUUGAUUGGAGUGUUUACCUCCAUGUCAUCUGAAGCAUUGGGUGCAUCAAUUGGUAAAAUUAGAGAGGUAGUCCAUUUGAAUGAUGCAAUACCAGCGGCAAAAUUUAUAGAUGAGCCACUAGAGAUUGCAGGACAACAAAAUCAACCAAGUCGUAUCCCACAAGGAAGGAAAAUGGCCUGCAACAUUAAUGCAAUGGCCUUUGAUACUUCUAGAAGUUGUGCUAGUACACAUGAAAGUUUCAACCAGUUGACAGAUGUUGAGGAACCUGACUUGGAUUUAGUCGCAUCUAAAGUAAAACGCUCUAGAAUAGAGGAAAAUUGCGCUGUUUUUGAAGAAAUAAAGGAGACAAACAAUCAAAUGAUAGAUUGUGAAAUAGUUAUUGGUGAUAAAGACGACAUUCAAAGUGCAGCUGGGGGAGAUACUGAACAUCCUGAAGGACUUGUUGUUAAAUUCUUGUUCAAUGCAGUAACUGUUAAUCAGGACCUAAUAUCUCAUUUUGCUGCUGAUAAAAAGUCCAUAAUCAAACCUUUAUGGGUGGUUGUUCCCACAAGUUAUCCAUUUUCCUCACCAGUAAUUUUAGACAAAAUGCCAUUGGAUGUCAGUGAGGGCCUGCAAGAUCUAUCUGUGAAAGCAAGAACAAAGCUGAAACUUUAUCUUCGAAGAUUGGACCAACCCUUGUCAAUUGGGGAUGUAGCAAUCUCAUGGGAACAUUGUGCCAGAGAAGCAAUCCGUGAGUAUGCCCAGGCCAAUGGUGGAGGAAUAUUUAGCUCAAAGUAUGGAGGGUGGGAGAAGUGUUAAAAUUCUGGGUAAUGAAUUGCCAUUUUGCUGUUUGUUCUCAUAGGAAAAGGAUAUAUCAUGUACAUUUAGAGCCUUGAAUAGGUUGAUGUACAGCAGUUUUACAGAAAAGUAUGAGAACAUAUCAAGGACAGUUUAGUAUAGUGAAAUCAUUUUGAUGACAACUUUAAAAAUGGAUUAAAUCAGUGUUCAUAGUAAUUCUUGCUCAUGUUGCUCAUGGGAAGGAUUUGAUUCUAUAAUUACCUACAAAACU